GUUGUUUGCAUAUUCGUGACAAGUAACGGGUACGUAAAUGUCAUCCAACCAAUGCUCAACAAGCACAAUAUAUUUAAAUGGCAUCGUUAAGCAAUUUGAAAGAAAUUCCUUCUUUGUCGUCGCCAACGAGUGCUGGACAGCGCUAUAAUUAUAUUUCUGAAUUAGAUCAAUAUCCAAUAAUUAAUUUAAAGAACGAGCUAAUUAAUCCAUCAGCUAAUCGCAUCACAAUCGGACACAGCUUCAUACCGGUCGAAACGGAAAGCGUGCCAAAGCGUAUUUCGCGCACCUUUUUCGAUGGCGGCUUUUGGGAAUCUUUGGCGGAGGCGCGAAGCGAAAAAACCCGCGAACAGGCGCCACUAAUAAGUAAAACAGCUGACUCCAUUGCAUAUCUGCUGGAUCUCUAUAACAAAAUUAAACUGAAAGUAUUUCCGCACACACAGCAACUGAGUGCAGAGCGAAUUGCUCAGUAUGCCGAGACGAGAGACUGGAUAAACAGUUCUGUGCGCUACAUUGCGUGGCAUGUUCAUCUUUUCAAGCUAGCCGUAGCCGGCGUGGAUGACGUCGUGCGCAUCUAUGGCAGAACAACGGAUAAUAAUGCCGGCAUGGGCCACGUUCUGAAGAGUCCAACACAAAGUCAGAUCACAUGCAUGGCCUGGCGACCGUUGUGCGCCUUUGAGCUGGUGGUUGGCUGUAGCCAGGGCUUGUGCUUUUGGAUAAUUGAUAAUAAUCUGCAUCUGGGUCGCACCAUCAAUCCCAGCCACACAUUGAAACAUCCGGAUAAUCUGCCCAUUAGCUCCUUGAAGUGGAACAAGGAUGGCACACUGCUGGCCAGCUCUUCUAUUGGCGAUCGCGCCAUACUCAUUUGGCAUCCGGAUAGCAAAAGGAUGAAGCCACUGAAGCGGCUCGGUCCGCCUGGCUCGCUGCUCAGCUGGUCGCCAGGCAACGAGUGGAUUUUUGCGGCAACUGUAGAUCGCGUAUUCCGGGUGUGGAAAUGUCACGAUAAAUGGACUUCGGAUCGUUGGGUAUGCGACGGCGGAAACGUUCAGGCCACUUGUUGGUCGCCCUGCGGUCGGUUUUUGCUUUUCGUAAACACUGCAGAUCCUAUCUUGUAUCGUCUUCAGUUCGUGCAGUUACAUCUUAUGACUUCAAAAUCGGAUGACAGGGAAGUGAUGCCGGUUGCCGAUCUGAACGCAUGCAGCCUGGAUAGCAUCAAUCACACACUCAUUGGAGGCACUGCCCAACAACUGGCAUGGGAUCCGCAUGGCAAAUAUAUUGUGAUAACAUUUAAGUCAACUAAUUCUAUAGCCAUCUUUCGCACCUAUAUUCAAAAGUAUGAUCUGCAAAUAUCGGGUGGCUACUAUUUAAAUGGCCAAUCACUUUCGGAGUAUCCCAGCUUCAUUUGCUUUCAGCCAUUAAACAAGGAUAACGAUUGCUCGGUGCUAACCAUCGGCUGGUCGAGUGGUCGCAUACAGUUCUAUGCCUUAGAUUGAUAGA
Drosophila hydei is the source of this 1494-nucleotide messenger RNA. RefSeq names its product aladin. Bases 78 to 1490 code for a protein of 470 amino acids. The record is from RefSeq and is a predicted model, not a curated record. Gene Ontology annotation, biological process: nucleocytoplasmic transport. Gene Ontology annotation, cellular component: nuclear pore. Gene Ontology annotation, molecular function: protein binding. Lineage: Eukaryota; Metazoa; Arthropoda; Insecta; Diptera; Drosophilidae. The transcript is spliced from 4 exons.